Kwoniella botswanensis is the source of this 264-nucleotide messenger RNA. RefSeq lists its product as uncharacterized. Gene Ontology annotation, biological process: translation; ribosomal small subunit assembly. The record is from RefSeq and is a predicted model, not a curated record. Gene Ontology annotation, cellular component: ribosome; mitochondrial small ribosomal subunit; cytosolic small ribosomal subunit. NCBI's taxonomy places the organism in Eukaryota, Fungi, Basidiomycota, Tremellomycetes, Tremellales, Cryptococcaceae. The transcript has 2 exons. Gene Ontology annotation, molecular function: structural constituent of ribosome; RNA binding. The coding region runs from base 1 to 264 and encodes 87 amino acids.
AUGCACCCCACAUCACUAGUCCUGCGAAGAUCGACCUGGAAAGGUCCAUUUUUCACUGCCUUCCCUAAUCUCUCUCAACACCUUAAAAACAAUACACCCAUAUUCACAAAAUCGAGAUCGUGCACGAUCGUACCGAAUUUCGUAGGACUGAAGUUCAUGAUCUACAAUGGGAAGGAUUACCUGCCUAUAACUGUGACGGAGGAGAUGGUAGGGCAUAAGUUGGGGGAGUUUGCUAGUACAAGGAAAGCAUGGAGUUAUAGGUGA